Papilio polytes (common Mormon) is the source of this 1359-nucleotide messenger RNA. RefSeq lists its product as uncharacterized. NCBI's taxonomy places the organism in Eukaryota, Metazoa, Arthropoda, Insecta, Lepidoptera, Papilionidae. Bases 101 to 1330 code for a protein of 409 amino acids. The transcript has 10 exons. The record is from RefSeq and is a predicted model, not a curated record.
UAUGUCAAUGUCAAACUUAUAUUUCAUAAAUUUCUUGCUUACUUGUUUUGCUUCCAAUUCUAGUUAAACUUGGAAAACACCGUUAAUAAAAAGUUAAAAAAUGACCAUUAUUGUUGUAUCUGGAUUGCCUCCCAAGUGGGACAUGAAGACAUUAAUGAGAAAAUUAAUACAGGCAAUAAGAGGGAAGUAUGAAGUGCUCAUAAUAAAAUCUACCAAAACAACCAGAUUUGGAUAUGUACGCUUGUCAGAAAUGCUUAACCCUGAUUUCGUAGUGAAUAAAAUAAACUCUACUAUGUUUGGCAAAGUCCAACUAAGUGCAAAGAUACCCGAAACUGAGCCAAUAUUACCCAAAGCAAUAAAGCCUAUUGGAUUGCCGACGCCUCUUCGCAGGGCUUACGGGAUUUGUAAUGAAAGUUCAUUGGGAGAGGUGCUACUCGCUGCACAUACAGAGAUAUUGCAGGAAUUGCAAUCGAAAUAUGCAGGUUUACAUAACCUCAGUAGCACAACUGGCCAUAAACUUCUGGAAACACUCGCUAAGGAGUUAUUCAGUAGGCUACGUUGGCUUAUGAUGAAUGUUAGCGAUGUGAACACUUGCUUCAAACUAACAAAGCAGUACAGGAAGCUGCACCCGCAUCACUGUGACUUCGGCAUGAUUCAGUCAACUUAUAAUGAAAUAGAAAGGUCAGCGGGCAGAUCUCCAAUUAUAUUGGUACAGGACGACCUUGUCACACCCACGGACAGACCUUAUGUUCUGUCUAACAUGCCGUUGGACAAAGUGCAAGUGAUCUGCACAAAGUAUGCGAAGGCUAUAAGCCUUAAGCUCCAAAACCAUAUAAAAAAUCUGAACACAACGACCAGUGAAGAGCCCAUGGAGGAGGAGAUGGCCGUGCAGAGAGUCCGGCAGGAGAUGAAGAAGAUCAUCCCUUAUAUACCUAUGAUGGUGCAGAUAGUUGUGAAGGACAACAUUUUGCAGAAGAAGAGUAUGUACUAUAAAGUGAGAAUCUACGGGGAGCCGUUCCUGCCCAGCAAGGACCUGAUGAUGAAGUUCCUGAAGAAGUACCUAGCGGUGAGGGUGUACCGCAGCGACCGCGCCUUCAACCUCAUGUACUGCAAGGUGCCGCUCACCACGCUGCCCAAGUUCGCAGAGGCCGACGGCACUAAUAUAUGCGGGGCGAUAAUGUACAUCCGUUUGUCUGACGUCGAGUACUACAAGGUGCCGAACUCUAUGAUCGAAGAAAUGUUGUCCUUCAACCCCAAACCGGAGAGGACAAUGCCCAUACACUCGCACGGACACGACGAUUAUGAAACUGAAUGGAACGAAACUUGGUAGAUUUAACUCUUAAUAAACUAUUAAUACUG